AGAUAACCGCCCCUCCCUCCUCCCCACUUCCUCCCCCCCGCCGCCCCCCCUGUCAACAACCAUGGCUGUCUUCUCUUUGCACUUCACUGUUGUUGCCGUGUCUGUGCUGCUCGUGAUAUGGGUUACAGCAGCAGCAGCCGCCGCAUCAGCAUCUCCCUCGUGUGCUCUCUCCCCUCCUCCGUCCUCGUCAUUACCGAGGAGGGUACAACGAGGUGGUGGAUACUCGGCUGGCGAUGGCCGACGAUCACUUGGCUUCGAACGAGGGAAGCUUUUGAGGGAGGAAGAUCUGUCCGUGAACUGGACAAUGCUGAACACGACGAUUUUUUCUGGCAGUACUGAAUUAAUUCGGCUGAAUGCGAUACUACUAGAGUCGGACCCUGGUCGACCGUUUGCUUCGGCGAUGGCUUUAUCGCCGCCGCCGACGGAUGACUCUCUCUUCUUCAUCACGAGAGACCGCAUCUACAAGUUCCCACUUGAUGCGGCGCCCGGCCAGAGAAAUGCUACCUUGAUCGCGGGGCCAUGGAUUGCUGCAGACAAUAGCAGCUCGGCAGGGGGGAUGGCGAUGGAGGAUCCCGACUUGGCUGGGUCGGGUCCCCCACAGAGAAAUGGCUCGUCGCGAGGGAGGAGGAUUAUCCACGUGGCGGACUGUGGCAACUUCGCUCUUCGAGCCUUCGAGCUGAACGGCACAGAACUGUUCUCUCGCAAUUACAGCGAGGACAUUGGGCUACGGUGUUUGGACGGGUUGGCGAUCGACAGUGCUAGGGGUGUGCUCUACGCUACGUCGAUGUACGAUCUCUACAGAGUUAACUUGACUUCGAAAACCCUAAGUUAUCGGCGGGUCGAGAGAUGGAUUGGCCCCCAGGUGGAUAGACUUGACGUGAAUGCGGAUCGAUUCAUGGACAGCCCCGUACCUUUGGGAGUGCGUUUCAAUGGGGCCUUCAUUAACUCGCAAGCCAUCUCUGAAAAUGGGCAACUGAUGUAUGUUGCCGACUUUUCUAAUGGAAACAUUCGGCGGAUUCGCACCGCCACGGGAGCGGUGGAUACGAUUGCGGGAUCACGAGCGACGAGGACACAGAAGACUGGCGCUUCAGAAGAGGGACCGGUGUUGUUGGCGAGUUUCGCUUAUCCCGGGGACGUGGCGCUCACACGCGACGGCUGCAACCUUUUCGUUUCCGAGUGGGGCGGGGACCUCAGACUGGUACAGCUCAACAGCACGGGAGACGCGGUACAGGUGAUCACAGUGGCCAGCAUGGGUCGCGGUAAUUCGUCAACUGAUUUGGUGUCACUCGCACUCUCUCCUAACGAAGACAGGCUGUACGUAGCGACGUAUGACACGCAGAUCAUGGAACUCGGCGUCAAAAGGGAGGCAUUGUUCUCCUGCGGCGCGCCUCCUCCUCCUCCUGUAACUCCUGAUGGCAAUUCUCAAGGUACUGCCAUAACUCCUCCUGAUGGCAGUUCUCAAGUUACUGUGGUAAUUGUUGCCACAGUAACUGUGUCGGUGGCACUGCUGUUGCUUGUGGUGGGAACGUUGAUCGCCAUUCGGCGCCGACGAGGCCGCGGACAAUGGGUGAUAUUCUCCAAGGAUGCCAUGAAAAGGUCGCUUGAAACCACGUCAAGGGAGAUCAUGACGUUAUCCGAGACGGGGGACAGCGGCCAUAGCUCGGCGGGAGGCCAGCCGGGGGUGCUGGUGAGGCCGUCGUCCGUUUUGAAGCAGUACUCCUGGGAAGAGCUGGCCAAAGCGUGCGACGGCUUCAGCCCGUCGCGGCUUGUAGGAAAAGGCGGAGCUGCGGAGGUCUACAGGGGGGAAAUUGCGGGCGGGCAGAGGGUAGCCAUCAAAAUGAUGAAAGGCGCCGAGUUCUCGGAGACCAGGUUCCGCCAGUUCCAAGCGGAGCUGGAUGUGCUGGCCACGCUCCGGCACAUGCACCUCUGCAGCAUCAUCGGGUAUGGCGCGCAUCAGUCCAAGUCGUUCAUCGUCUACCCAUUCGUCGAGGGCGGUACCCUCUACGAUUGUCUGCAAGGGGCACCCCCGGAGGGGGACGCGCGGCCGGAGCGUGGGCCCUUGAGGUGGAAGGCGCGCCUCUCCGUCGCGCGGCAGGUUGCCAAGGCCCUGCGGUACCUGCACGAGGAGGUGGACCCUCCCGUCAUCCACAGAGACGUCAAGAGCAAAAACGUGUUGCUUGAAUUUGGUGGCCAUGACGAUUCCGCGAAGAUACGGGCAUACCUCUCGGACUUCGGGCUGGCAAAGCUCGGGCACAGCGCAUUCAGCAGCACCACCCCGCCGCUGCUCGCAGGCGCACAGCCACCUGGGAACAUGACCAACAUCGACAUUGUGACCUUCGACACUACAGAGUAUGCAGUGACACGGUCCGGGGACACAAUCCAGACGGUCAAUGUUGCGGGCACAAGGGGUUACAUGGCGCCAGAGUAUAUGAGAUCUUGCUGGCUGACCUACAAGAAUGAUGUGUACGCGUUUGGGGUGAUCUUGCUGGAGCUCAUCACCGGGAGGAAGGCGUUUGGACGGAUGGAUGUUGUGCCCGGGCAACAGCAAGACGCCAGGAAUGGGACAGAAGGGAUACCGGAGGCUCUGACAUUCUGGGCGAAGAGAACGCUUCGGAGCCUGGAUUGUCUCUCCUCCUCUGAGGAAGAAGAGGGUAGCAGAACAUACACAGGGACAGGAGUGGCACCUACCGCGUCCUUGACCAGGAAGAGGGCGUAUUCCAUGAAGAUUGAUGGAGUGCAAGAGCUUGCAGACCCUCAGCUAGAAAGCCUCUGCAUGGACCGUACUAGGACAUCCUUGAGAUCCAAGGCGAGCACGAAAAGGGCGUAUUCCAUGAAGAUGAACGGCGGGCAACAGCUUGCAGACCCUCAGGUGGAAAGCAUCGGCGGGUACGACCGGAGAGGAAUGGCCGCCGUGCUACAGUUGGCGAUGGAGUGCGUGAGAACGAACCCCAAACGGAGACCUAAUAUGGGGGAGGUCCUGGAGAGGUUGAACCGAGCGGAGGAUGGUCGGUGACAUCCAGCGUAGGUAAGUGGUUGGUAGCCAGCUGGAUGUGCUAUUUGAGCUGCUAUGGUGGCCUUUGUGAUGACCAAAAAUCUAUA
This is a messenger RNA of Chara braunii, 3099 nucleotides long. Lineage: Eukaryota; Viridiplantae; Streptophyta; Charophyceae; Charales; Characeae. The record is from the annotation of a GenBank genome assembly.